CGUUCAUUUCUUUCUCCACCGAGUGAGGGGAGAGAGAGAGAGAGAACAAAGUGGAGGUCAAACCAUAAAGGGAAGAAGGAAAUCAGUGGAAAUUUUGGAUGCCUUUUUCUUACAUGUUGAGAUGGGUAGCAGAUGAUGAAGCACUGAUCGGCGGAAGGAAUCGAGAUGGUAAUUUUGCUUCUCAGAGAGGCUUUUUGUGUUGGAAUCGGAGCAAUCUUUGGGCUUCCAAGAGUAAUCCCUGAGGAAAAGGAAGCAAUGGAGUAAAUCUUGUAUCUUUUGUGAUUGAUAAUGAUUAGAGUUUUUGGGAUUCUACGGUUUAUGGAAUGAUUGAAUUUUGGAUCAAGAGAUUGUUUGUGCUGGUAAGUUUGACCUUUUGAGUAAAGAUUAGGAACUUAAUUGAAGUAACAAACUAAAAAUUAUUUCCUAGUGGAGUGGAAAUGAAUCUCAAUCACAAGAGGGUUGCUGAAUCGUCACCAAGUUCGUCUCGAAUCAUGGGGGAUACUGCAAGAAAUCUCAACAGAAACCUGCCAUUUUCUCCAUUUAAUUCUGCAGCUCUACAUCAUGAUCCAAGAACUGCACCAUCUCUCCCUGAAAUCUCUCCUCCGGAUGCUCAAUCUCAAAGCUUGUGCCCUCUUAUUCAUGAAGUUAAGAAGCAGGAUCAAUCGGAGCCAAUUACCUGUGCUAAAAACCAUAUUCUGGAUUGGGAUCCGAGAGAGAUGCUAAACAACCUCUCUUUCCUUGAACAGAAGAUUCAUCAAGUUCAGGAUAUAGUGCAUUCCAUUGCUAAUCAGGAUGGCCAGUUUCCUAAUCAUACAAAUGAGCUAGCUGUACAGCAACAGCUUGUAACUGCUGAUCUCACCUGCAUAAUAAUUCAGCUUAUUUCCACAGCUGGCACCCUUCUUCCUUCCAUGAAGAACUCGCUCAUAUCAACUGACGCCAUGAUCAAUCCAUCGGGAUGCAUCACAAGCACUCCCAGUCUUUGUUUUAAUGGUAAUAUGCAGCAGAAGGAGACUAUUCUGUCCCAGAGCACAAAAGCUUCAGAGUUUGAUGAGCUUAUCAAAGGCUUAACUGAUUGUGGAACUGAAGGAGAUGAGCUAAUCAAAUGUUUGAAGAACAGCAGGACUGAAGUGGCAGAGACUGCUGUCAUUGAAGAUCAGGAUUUGAAAGAUGUUGAGGAAAGUGUGGAAGGAGAAAAUCUUAUUCCAGGUUCAUAUGAAGUCUUUCAGCUAGAAAAAGAGGAGAUUUUAGCACCUCAUACACACUUUUGUAUGAUUUGUGGUAAGGGAUUUAAAAGAGAUGCAAACCUCAGGAUGCACAUGAGAGGCCAUGGAGACGAGUACAAGAGCGCUGCGGCUCUUGCAAAACCAACCAAGGAACUGAACUCCGAGCUGAUGCCUAUCAGAAGAUACUCGUGUCCCUUCGUCGGUUGCAAGAGAAAUAAGGACCAUAAGAAAUUUUUGCCAUUAAAGACCAUUCUCUGUGUGAAGAAUCAUUAUAAAAGGAGCCAUUGUGACAAGAAGUAUACAUGCAGUAGGUGCCAUAGUAAGAAGUUUUCAGUUCUUGCUGAUCUGAAGACUCAUGAGAAGCACUGUGGGCGUGAUAAAUGGCUUUGUUCGUGCGGAACGACGUUCUCAAGGAAAGAUAAAUUGUUUGGGCAUGUUGCUCUUUUUCAGGGUCACACGCCAGCUCUCGCCAUGGAAGAGAGCAAAACUUUGGGAGGAUUAUUAGACCAUGGAAAUGAUGAUGAAGAAAAAGCCAUUGUUGGUAGGAGCAGCUUGGAUGAUGCUAAUGUUUUAGAUGUUAGAGAGGAUGGCUUGUUUUCUCUUAUGAACUUUGAUUCCUAUAACUUUGGAGGUUUUGAUGAAUUUUCGCGGCCCGGAUUCAAUUCCUCUAGAGGUUCGUUUUGUUUUGAUGCAUCUGGAUCAGAUAAUGGAGCUUUAUGAUGAGAAAUGGUGUGAAAUUUAGUUCCAAUAGCUUGGGAUGACAGCAAGAGCUUUUGCUGGUAAACUGAAGGUUUCUUCAUGACUGCUAUUUUGAAGAUUAUAUUGGUGCUAAUAUCAUGUAUUGUUAGUUUAUCUUUAGUAAUAUAAUAGUUGGAUUUAAAUGCAAUAAAAUUAUAAUGAUUUUGAUC
This is a messenger RNA of Phalaenopsis equestris, 2131 nucleotides long. RefSeq names its product zinc finger protein STOP1 homolog. Lineage: Eukaryota; Viridiplantae; Streptophyta; Magnoliopsida; Asparagales; Orchidaceae. The transcript has 2 exons. The record is from RefSeq and is a predicted model, not a curated record. Gene Ontology annotation, biological process: response to acidic pH; response to aluminum ion. The coding region runs from base 438 to 1943 and encodes 501 amino acids.